Messenger RNA from Mesitornis unicolor (brown roatelo), 2595 nucleotides. RefSeq names its product polymerase (DNA directed) kappa (gene POLK). Gene Ontology annotation, cellular component: nucleus. NCBI's taxonomy places the organism in Eukaryota, Metazoa, Chordata, Aves, Mesitornithiformes, Mesitornithidae. Gene Ontology annotation, molecular function: DNA-directed DNA polymerase activity; damaged DNA binding. Gene Ontology annotation, biological process: error-prone translesion synthesis. The transcript has 15 exons. The coding region runs from base 1 to 2595 and encodes 864 amino acids. The record is from RefSeq and is a predicted model, not a curated record.
AUGGACUACAUGAAAAAUGUUGGUAACAACUCUUGCAAUGAUGGACUUCUACUUAGAAUGGGCCUCAAUGAUAACAAAGGAAUGCAAGGUUUGGAUAAAGAGAAAAUCAAUAAAAUCAUCAUGGAAGCUACCAAGGGUUCUAGAUUUUAUGAAAAUGAACUUAAAAAAGAUCAACAAGUUAACCAACGAAUUGAUAAAAUGAUGCAGAUAAAAGAGAACAUUACAACACAACAGCUCUCAAAAGCACAGCUGCAGGUAGACAAACUUGUGGUAGAACUGGAACAGAGCCGUAACCUUAGCAAUACGAUUGUACACAUUGACAUGGAUGCCUUCUAUGCAGCUGUGGAAAUGAGAGACAAUCCAGAGCUGAAGGAGAAGCCGAUAGCAGUGGGAUCAAUGAGUAUGUUGUCUACCUCAAAUUACCACGCUAGGAGAUUUGGUGUACGUGCAGCCAUGCCCGGAUUUAUUGCUAAAAAGCUAUGUCCACAUCUAACUAUAGUACCAUUAAACUUUGAAAAAUACGGCCAAGUGAGUAAAGAGGUUAGAGAAAUACUGACCAAAUAUGAUCCCAAUUUUAUGCCUAUGGGCCUAGAUGAAGCCUAUCUGAACAUAACAGAGCACUUGGAAGAAAGAGUGAACUGGCCUGAAGAAAAGAGAAGAUUCUUUUAUAACACAGAAAGCACUAUGGAAAAAGGUAAAGAUUAUAUAAAUAUGUCUGCCAAAUCUAAUGACGAUGCAUACUCUUCUUCACCGGUACUGUUUGAAGAUAACACACCUCUAGUGGAUAACCACCCACAAAGACAUCAAUCAGUGGAAAAUUCAGUUGUCUUUGGAACAUCUGCAGAGGAGGUUGUGAAAGAAAUUCGCUUUAGGAUUGAGCAGAAAACUCAACUAACUGCUAGUGCAGGAAUAGCACCGAACACAAUGUUAGCAAAAAUGUGCAGUGAUUGUAAUAAACCUAAUGGGCAAUUCAGAAUUACUCCUGAGAGACAAGCAGUGCUAGACUUCCUGAAAGAUUUGCCCAUUAGAAAGGUGCCAGGUAUAGGGAAAGUAACAGAGAAGAUGUUAAAAGCCCUUGGAAUUGUGACUUGCUCAGAACUUUACCAGAAGAGGGCACUGCUUUCUCUCCUAUUUUCAGAAGCAUCUUGGCGUAAUUUCUUGGAUAUUUCCCUUGGUUUGGGUUCAACACAUUUGGAAAAGGAUGGAGAAAGAAAAAGUAUGAGCACUGAAAGAACAAUCAGUGAAGUAAACACCACAGAAGACCAGUACAGCUUGUGUCGAGAACUGUGCAGAGACCUUGCUCAAGACCUACAGAGAGAGGGACUUAAGGGUAAAACUGUUACGCUGAAGCUAAAGAAUGUGAACUUUGAAGUAAAAACAAGAGCUUCAACUGUGCUGUUUUCUGUUUCUACUGAGGAGGAAAUAUUUGCUGUUGCUAAAGAACUAUUAGGAACAGAAAUUGAUAGUGUUGCUCCUCACCCUUUACGGAUAAGACUUAUGGGUGUACGAGUAUCAGGAUUUCUAAGUGAAGAAGAGAAGAAGUACCAACAAAAAAGUAUUACGAGUUUCUUAAAAUCAGGAAAAGAAAUUGGUUUUCUUAGGUUUCAGGCAGGAAAGUCCAACCAAGAACAUUUCACAAAAAAUUCAGAAGCAUCUUCCAGAGGGAGUUUUUUUGAUAAAAAGCAAGCUGCGAGGCAACUAAACAAUGAGAAUCUUUCUCCAAAUGAAACUGAACGCAAGCAGCUCUUUCAUGUUUGGAAAUCAUCAGCAAGUUUUGUGGAAGAAACAAAGAAAGUCACAGACUUACAGAAUUCUAAUAUAUGUAAGAUCUUCACCUGCCCUGUUUGCUUUGAGGAACAAAGCAGCAAUAAUUUGGAGGAGCUUAAUAGGCAUAUUGAUGAGUGCCUCAAUGGGACUGUUGUUAAAGAUACCAUGGAAAUAUCCAAGAAUGGCAGUUCAAGAGAAAAUACCCUUAACUUUCUUCCACAGUUUAAAAAUGAAAAUAUUGAUGAAUUUAAAAAAAAUAAAAUAGACCAAUUAGCAGGAACAGACCAGUCUGCAAGUACAUCUCACAACUCUACUAGCAAUAGCACAGAAAAGUUCACUCGGGUAAUGUCUGAUAAAUCUCACAGAGAAACACAGCCUAGCAAUCUCAGUGAUACUGCUAGAAAUGUGUGUAUGAAACAGUGUCUUGUCCCCAAAAGAAUUUCACGAGACAAUGAAGACCAUUUUGAAAAGACCAAACAUACAGGAGAAACUAGUUCAUCGUGUUUCUUUGAAGCCAAAGAAGACAGUGUUCUUGUUUGCCCAGUUUGUAAUUCAGAACAGAAAACCACUAGUCUUGUGUCAUUUAACAGACAUGUGGAUGUCUGCUUAAAUAAAGGCCUUGUCCUGGAGCUGACAGAAAAAAAAGAUUCUCCUACUAAGACUUGUAAUAUGGUAAACUCAAACAGAGUUGGAGGUACAAGCAGAGGGCAGCAAUGCACAAACCCAUCACAAGGAACAAAAAGGUCUGGACUAACAACUUCACAGUCAGUAUCAAAAAGGGCCAAGUUGAACAAUUCCAAGCAUACAAUUGAAAUGUUUUUUAAAUGA